UCAGAGUUGUUCAGUAUUACUGCUCUGUUACUUUCAUGUAAGAAAAAACGAAAGAAAGAAAUCAAAAGGAGAAGUGUUUCAGAAGGAUAACCAAUGUGAAGUGUUUUUGUAAACCACAGGCUUUAGUUGAAUUUUCUGUUCUGAUAAAUGACAUGAUGCAGCAGCCUUUCUUCUCAGUCAUGGAGGGCAGAGAAAAGAGAGUGCUUCAUUUCUUGAUCCUCGCUGCUUAUCUCGUGGCCUCACCUUCACCUUCUGCAGGUCAGAUCAGAUUAGCUGGAUCUGGGUCCACUCGGUGCUCUGGAAGAGUUGAAAUCUAUAACUCUUUACGUCACUCCUGGGGAACAGUCUGUGAUGAUGGCUGGUGGGACUUAAAAGAUGCUGAGGUGGUCUGUAGAGAGUUGGGCUGUGGGAUAGCGCUGCAGACCCAGUGGUCUAAUCAUUUUGAUCAAGGUAGAGUAAAUGCCUUCCGCAGUAAUGUGGGCUGUUCAGGAAGUGAAACUUCUCUAGAUAAUUGUUUUUACGCCACCCCACUUAGUUACAAUUACUGUAACCAUGGUCAGGAUGCUGGCGUCGUCUGUUCAGAAACCCUCCCAGAGCCCACCAUCUCCUUGUACAGUAAUGAGGUCACCUGGGGUCAGGGCAUCAGCAUCACUUACUCAGUCUCAGAUAAGUUCUCAGGUGGAACUUUUAUCCUCCAGAAGACUUCAGGCUCAUUCAGUCAGAGUCAAACAUCCUCUACGAGCUCUGUUACAUUCAAUCUUCAUAAUGUGAACUUCGAUCAUGAUGGACUGUACCAGUGUCAGUACAUGAAAACAAGUCAAAGGUUCAACUCUUCCUCUGUUAGACUCUCUGUUACUGUGAGUUUUCCAAAACCCAGUAUCUCCAUUUGCCCUGUUGGUGAGGUGACCUGGGGUCAGACUGUUGAAAUCACAUGUUCAGUCUCAACUCAGGUUUUAGGUGGAUCGUUCACUCUGAGUCAAAUUCAGGGUUCAUUCAUGAGGAGCCAAACCUCCAACACAAACUCUGCUACCUUCAAUAUUCCUAACGUGGACUUUGAUAACGAGGGAUUGUACCAGUGUCAGUAUAAGAAAAGAGGCUCACGUCGUGAAUUUAGCUCCCCAUUAAGUGACUCGGUCAGACUCUCUGUUACUGUGAGACUGCAGACACCCAGCAUCUCCCUGACCUCUCCUAGUGCAGGUCUGGUCUGGGGUCCUGAAGGUGCAGAGAUCACCAGGGGUUACAGUUUUGUCCUCACCUGCUCCGUUAACUCCAGAUUUUCCAGUGGACGUUUCUUUCUCAUCUUCUCUGACUCCAACAUCACAGACAGCAAGCCAGCAGUCAACAACUCAGCCUCCUUUAGUUUCCCUGUAGCUGAGUAUGAACACCAAGGCAACUACAGCUGUGUGUAUGAAGUCACAGUGUCCACACGGACAUUCAAUUCUACUGCAACAGCACCCAUUACUGUCAUCAUUAAAUUUCCUUGGAUGCUGCUGGUCUCGUCUGUAGUUCCUGUGGUCCUGCUGCUCCUGCUGGUCUCGUUGGUGGUGUUACUGGUGCCCAGGAGAAGGAGACAAACACAGCAGGCCCACAUCCACACCACAGUGACUCUAAAAUCCUGCAAUGAAGAAGAUGACAUCAGUGACGAGGAGAGGAUCUAUUUGAAUGUUGAGACACUGAACACCUACAGGAAUUUUACCAAACAACUGGAAGGAGCGGAGAGAGAGGAAACAGAGGAGAAGAGAUAAAAUCCCAUCAAUAGAAGUGAUUUUAGUCUAAAUUGAGCUGUACAUAUAUAGUACGUACAUUUUUUUAAAGUAUAGAGUAAAAGAAUACAUAAAGCAAAGUUGUUUUUAUUGUGAAGCCUGAAAAAGAUUUGUCUUUUAGAUGAUUAGUAAAAUGAUAUAAUGCAAGUAAUUUGCAAUAAAAACAAAAAACAACUUGUUCUUGGAGUAUUUGGAAAUUAAUUACACAAUAUAACUGCUACUAUCUCCAAAACAGUGACCUACAGCACACACCUGUAUUUAUUAUUCAGGCCACUCACCUGUCUGACUGUUACAUACAUACAGUCUUGGUCUUCGACAUCAUCAUGUAGAAUAUAUCUUUAGCCUAAAACAGAUACACACAAGCCUGGAUGCAUUAUGGCACCUUUUAACCAAUAGCUUCCCCUUUCCUGGCGUCAAACCACCUCUUUUCUGUGAACCAUUUCUGAAAAACUCAAAUGACUGCUUUUUGCUUUUUUGUAGUUUUCCCAAAAUAUGAAUAGAUAAAUAAGUUAAC
Oreochromis niloticus (Nile tilapia) is the source of this 2277-nucleotide messenger RNA. RefSeq names its product scavenger receptor cysteine-rich type 1 protein M130-like. Bases 153 to 1745 code for a protein of 530 amino acids. Lineage: Eukaryota; Metazoa; Chordata; Actinopteri; Cichliformes; Cichlidae. Gene Ontology annotation, cellular component: membrane. The record is from RefSeq and is a predicted model, not a curated record. The transcript has 8 exons.